Molecule: messenger RNA, 714 nt
Organism: Lepus europaeus (European hare)
Lineage: Eukaryota; Metazoa; Chordata; Mammalia; Lagomorpha; Leporidae
Gene: SF3B6
Product: splicing factor 3b subunit 6
Exons: 4
Coding region: 175-552 (125 amino acids)
Cellular component (GO): ribonucleoprotein complex; nucleus; cytoplasm
Molecular function (GO): mRNA binding
Source: RefSeq, a predicted model, not a curated record
CACGUCUCGGCGUAAGGCGGCCAUGUUCCGGCAGUGACAUACAGCUUCCGGCAGGAUCUGGGUGUUGCUUGCUGUGUGGGGGUUGACGCCGUGUUGAGCUCCAAGCCGAGCGAGCCCCCGAGGCGCCCGGUGGAAUUCCAGUGUCUGCUACGGUAACCUCAUCCGCCCGCCAAGAUGGCGAUGCAAGCGGCCAAGAGGGCGAACAUUCGACUUCCACCUGAAGUAAAUCGGAUUUUGUAUAUAAGAAACUUGCCAUACAAAAUCACAGCUGAAGAAAUGUAUGAUAUAUUUGGGAAAUAUGGACCUAUCCGUCAGAUCAGAGUGGGGAACACACCUGAAACUAGAGGAACAGCGUAUGUAGUCUAUGAAGACAUCUUUGAUGCCAAGAACGCAUGUGAUCACCUGUCAGGGUUCAACGUUUGUAACAGAUAUCUUGUGGUUUUAUACUACAAUGCCAACAGGGCAUUUCAGAAGAUGGACACAAAAAAGAAGGAGGAACAGUUAAAGCUUCUCAAGGAAAAAUACGGCAUCAACACAGAUCCACCAAAAUAAAGGUUGUUUUCUGCAUUUUCAUUUUGGACUAAAAUCCGUGAAUAUGACCAUCACCAUCACCCUUUUUUUCCUUUUUAAUUACUACUCAAUAUUGUGAUUUCUUAUUUGAAAUUUAAAAUGACCUGCUUGAAACUUUGAUAUAUGUUAGAAUGUAUUAUAAUA